AUGUUGUCUAGAGCCUUCGCGCACUCUGCGCGAUUACCAGCGCUCUCAAGAUCAGUUAUAACAACUUCGGUAUUUUCUAGAGUUUCUAGCAAAGCAAUUCCAAUCAGCCGGCCAGCUCCGAUAUGGGUGCGAGGUAUGGCUAAGGACCGAUCUCAAAAAGUGCCACCAAGUACGAGUUCAAACCCUCAAUCUACUCCCAACCAACCUUCACCGAGCGCUACUCAUUCUCAACCUGCGCGAUCCUCUGAAGGCCCCGAAUCCGAGUCCCCUGUCUCCAAACCCGACUUGAACUCUCUUCCCGAUCUCACACAAGGUAUUCCUUCAACUCUCGAAUAUGAGACGAGUGGCGCUACCGAUAAGUCGGCGCUUACAGCCCUCGAAGAGACGCCAGAAACCCAAGCUGGUGGCCGUGGUCGUGGGGAGUUACCUGCGUCUGCAUACGUAAGCUCAACAGAGAAGCGAAGGGCUAAGGUAGCCAAUCGCAUGUACGCCGCGUCGCUCGCACUAGGCAUUGUUCUCUUAGGUUAUCUAGGCCGGGACUGGGAUGAGGAAGAAGCCAGAAUGCAUACCGAUAUCCCCAACGGCUGGUCGCUUGGACUAUGGUGGAAGAGAAUGAUGGCUCGAUUUGGUGACGUUACAAGUUAUUAUAGUGAACCCGCCUUCGAAAAGUUACUACCCGAUCCCGACCCUAUGUUCGAACGACCUUAUACGCUAUGCAUUAGUCUCGAGGAUCUGUUGGUACAUAGCGAGUGGACGCGGGAGCACGGUUGGAGAGUCGCGAAGCGCCCCGGGGUAGAUUAUUUCUUACAUUACCUCAGCCAGUACUACGAACUGGUGUUGUUUACGAGCGUUCCUUUCGCUAUUGGAGAGCCUAUAGUCCGAAAGCUGGAUCCUUUCCGAUUCAUUGUGUGGCCCUUAUUUAGAGAAGCUACCAAAUAUAAAGACGGCGAGAUUGUCAAGGAUUUAUCUUACUUGAACCGUGAUCUUUCUAAAGUCAUUAUAAUCGAUACGAAGGCUGAGCACGUUCGGAAUCAACCCGAGAAUGCGAUCGUGCUUAACAAAUGGACUGGAGACCCGAAGGACAAGGAACUUGUAGCAUUAGUUCCGUUCCUAGAGUAUAUUCACACUAUGCAAUAUAAGGAUGUGCGCGAGGUUCUCAAGUCUUUCGAGGGCAAGCAUAUCCCAACAGAAUUUGCGCGCCGGGAGGCGAUAGCGCGCGCCGAGUUCCAGAAGCGGUAUGAAACCGAGAAAAGGAAGCGGAAGAGCGGGAUAGGUGCUCUAGGAAAUAUGCUCGGACUGAAGCCGAGUAACAUGAGUUUAAUGGUCCCUCUAGAAGGCGAGAUUAGUCCGAGCGAAGCUUUUGCGCAAGGCAAAAUGUUACAGGAUAUUGCGCGGGAGAGAGGUCGACGCAACUACGAAAUGAUGGAGGAGCAGAUCCGUGAGAACGGAGAGAAGUGGCUUAAGGAGGAGCAAAUGGCGAAUGAGAAGCUCCAAGCCGAAGCUAUGAGUAGUAUGAAGUCGUCUUUCACGAACUGGUUUCUACCCACGAAAGAGUCGGAAAAUUCUACCGACCCUAAAAAAGAGGCGUAG
Messenger RNA from Daldinia childiae, 1590 nucleotides. Its product is annotated as Mitochondrial import inner membrane translocase subunit TIM50. The record is from RefSeq and is a predicted model, not a curated record. Bases 1 to 1590 code for a protein of 529 amino acids. The transcript is spliced from 2 exons. NCBI's taxonomy places the organism in Eukaryota, Fungi, Ascomycota, Sordariomycetes, Xylariales, Hypoxylaceae. Gene Ontology annotation, molecular function: phosphoprotein phosphatase activity.